This is a messenger RNA of Aureobasidium melanogenum CBS 110374, 819 nucleotides long. Its product is annotated as TIP41-domain-containing protein. Gene Ontology annotation, biological process: TOR signaling. Lineage: Eukaryota; Fungi; Ascomycota; Dothideomycetes; Dothideales; Saccotheciaceae. The transcript is spliced from 2 exons. Gene Ontology annotation, cellular component: cytosol. Bases 1 to 819 code for a protein of 272 amino acids. The record is from RefSeq and is a predicted model, not a curated record.
AUGGCUUCCAACGGAGAGCAGUUGGACCUUCAGGGUGUCGACACUAUCGUGUCGCGCAACAAGCAAUGGAGAAUCAGCACGCGCAAGCGACCUAUCCUCAAGGCCGGUCCCAUAGAUGCCAUGAACGAAAAGCUCGGUAUUCCCGUGCCUGAGAUGAUUUUUGGUGACAACCUGGUUGCUAUCGAGCACAUUGCUUCUGGCUGGGCCAUCGAGUUCAAUGCUUUCGAUGCUCUUGACCGCGUCUCCAAAACUGCCGACGGCAUGUUGCAGGUUGCAUAUUCCAAGGAGUGGCAGAGAGACCGUCAACAUCAUCACGAAGGCAUCAAAGAAGUCGUCAAGCCAUUCGAUUGGUCAUACAGCACAGACUUCAAAGGCCGCACUCACAGUCCAGAUGCCGCUGUCGUCUGGCAGCCAACUGAUCAGUCCAAGGACCCUAUCAGGACCGAUCUCCUUUCUCGUCCGGAUCCUAUACUUUUCUACGACGAUGUCAUCUUCUACGAAGACGAGUUGGCUGACAACGGUAUCGCAAUCUUCAGCUGCAAAAUCCGUGUCAUGGCCGAUCGUCUUCUACUCCUGUGUAGAUUCUUCCUGCGUCUUGACGGUGUCAUUGUACGUGUCAGAGACACGAGAAUCUACAUCGAGUUGGCUUCCAAGACCGUGAUUCGACAGUACACUGCCAAGGAGGAAUCCUACGAUGUUGUCCAGUCCAAGCUGCAGGUGCACAGAGAGAACAUCCCUGAAGUUUUACGUGAUGCCAAUCGCAUCGCCCCUCUUCUGCGCACUGUUGAGGACACUAUGGACAAAGUUAUCAUUCCUUGA